Molecule: messenger RNA, 2936 nt
Organism: Fukomys damarensis (Damara mole-rat)
Lineage: Eukaryota; Metazoa; Chordata; Mammalia; Rodentia; Bathyergidae
Product: C-C chemokine receptor type 5
Exons: 2
Coding region: 22-1164 (380 amino acids)
Biological process (GO): immune response; chemotaxis; inflammatory response
Cellular component (GO): cytoplasm; membrane
Molecular function (GO): chemokine (C-C motif) ligand 5 binding; C-C chemokine receptor activity
Source: RefSeq, a predicted model, not a curated record
UUUCCUACUUUAGCUGUCUAUAUGUUGAAUCACACAGCCCCGCUGGGUAAAGGAGCUGCUACAUCCGUUUCCCCACAGGAGCCUCUGUCUGGGCAGGGCGAGAUGGAUAACCUAACGACAAGCCCCAGUUACGACAUCGACUACGGCUUAGCAGAACCCUGCCAGAAAAGCGAGGUGAAGGGGAUGGCGGCCCAGCUGCUGCCCCCGCUCUACGCGCUGGUGGUCGCCGUCGGCUUCGUGGGCAACGUCCUGGUCGUGCUCAUCCUCGUCACCUGCAAGCGGCUCAGGAGCAUGACCGACAUCUUCCUGCUCAACCUGGCCGCCUCCGACCUGCUCUUCCUGCUCACGCUGCCCUUCUGGGCUCACUACGCCGCCGCCUCCCAGUGGACCUUCGGGGCCGCGGCCUGCAAACUGCUCACGGGGCUGUACCAGGUCGGCUACUUCGCGGGCAUCUUCUUCAUCAUCCUCCUCACGGUCGACAGGUACCUGGCGAUCGUCCACGCCGUGUUCGCUCUGAAAGCCAGGACGGUCACCUUCGGGGCGGCGCUCAGCGGGCUCACCUGGGUGGUGGCCGCGCUCGCUUCUCUCCCGGGAAUCCUCUUCGCCACAUCGCAGAAAGAAGCUUUCCACUUCACGUGCAGCCCUCGUUACUCGACCGAGCUGUACUACUUCUGGAAGGCCUUCCAGGCCCUGAAGAUGGUCGUGCUGGGGCUGGUGCUGCCGCUGCUGGUCAUGGUCGUGUGCUACUCGGGCAUCCUGCGGACCCUGCUGCGGUGCCGGAACGAGAGGCGCAGGCACAAGGCCGUGAGGCUCAUCUUCGCCAUCAUGAUCGUCUACUUCCUCUUCUGGGCCCCGCACAAUGUCGUGCUCCUCCUGAACACCUUCUCCGCGCCCGUGAACCUGAACAACUGCGACAGCUCCAACAGGCUGGACCGGGCCAUGCAGGUGACGGAGACCCUGGGCAUGACGCACUGCUGCGUGAACCCCGUGAUCUAUGCCUUCGUGGGGGAGAAGUUCCGCAGGUACCUCUCGGUGUUCUUCCGCAAGUACGUGGCCAAGGGCCUCUGCGGGCAGUGCCCGGUCUCCCGGGGAGACGGCCCUGAGCGCAGCAGCUCCGUCUACACCCGGUCCACCGGGGAGCAGGAGGUGUCCUUGGGCCUGUGACGCGGCCUGAGGUGCGGAUGCCACUCGGCUUGUGUGCACAACUUGGGGGCCGGGAGCGGCUUUGAAAGAGGAAGUUACUGCCCCAGAGGGUGGGAGAUCCGCCCAUCCUUUGACACCUGCUCCAGUCUAGGGGAGCUUGGAAGCCCACGGACUCUAGAAAGCUGUGUCAAAAUCUCCUGACGAACUGGAGACCUGGUUUCCCUCUGCUUAUACCGAGUUAUUGGCAAACUCUUCCUUUAGAGCAGAAGUUCACUGUAAAAAUGUCCUCAGAGAAUUGUUGAUUCCUGCAUCCUCGGGAUCGAUGAUCUGAAAAGAAAUAGCAAAGCUCAUUGAGAAAUACUGCACAGGGCCUUACCCUGUAAAAGGCAAAUGCAUAGGUGGUAAACGUGCUUAAAAUAAGUCUUUGUGUCGCCGUGGAGGGAGAUAGAAAGUGAGUAGUUGAGAAACAGUGUAUUCUGGCUGUGACUACCCUCCAAGGUCUGGACAGCAGGCUGCACAGACUUCCAUGACCAGGCAGGCGUCCUGUGUCCUGGCAGGGCUGGGAACGCUUCUCAGGGCAAGGGGACUUGAGCUGGGUCCUCUCUCGGUGGAGGAGCGGAGCUGCGGGCCUCGGGUGGCUGCUCCCCAGGAGGGAGGACACAGGGCGAGGGAUGGGGCACAGGCAGCACUGCCCAGCAGAGUCAUGGCCAAAAGCGCAUCUCUUGGCCCCUGGGACAGGGGGAGGUGAGCGUGUGGAACAAGGAGACACAGCAAGGCCAGGGUGAGCACGGUCUCCGGGGUUCUGCACUUAGGAUGUGGAAUCGGCUCGACUUAGGCUGGAUUUGGUUGGAGGUGAGUGCCCCAGAGGAGGCAGCGAGAACAGAACCCCUGGGCUCCAUGCUGAUGGAAAAAGACCCAGGGGAGUUGUGAAACGUGGAAGGAGGAGGAGGUUUGGACCAGAAGAGAGGGCUUGGUGUGAGAGGAUGCGCUGGGGCGCAGCGGCACAGAGGGACUUGCGCAUCUGUCCCUUGUCCCCUCCACCCCGGCCCGGGGCUCCUCCCAGGAGGAGCUGAAACUAGAUUCGUGUGUGCAAGAGCCUGAGGUCUGGGGCACCGCAGAGCACCGUGAGCUGGAGGCCUGGAGUCCAGAACACCCCCCGGGGAGAAGAGGCCCCAGGGCAGAAAGAGCAGCACAGAGGACAGAGGCGCUGCGAGGGAGGACGGCAGGACCAGCUUCCUGGGUUCACCGGCCACCAGUCGAAGGGGGAAGUGACACGUUCAUUUGGAAACCAGUUGCCUUGAGCCACAAAAUCUACCCAGCUCCCUGUUUCCGGCGGGCGGAGAGCGGGGGCUCCGGGCAGCUUCUCCAGACGCCCUCUCUGACAAACGGCUCCCAAACACCAAGGGCUUUGUUCCCUUCGGGGAGACGCUGGCAGUGCGCUGUUGCUGCUGUCGGUGCAGCAGCGAUGAGUUUUCACCUUCGCCGCAGUGGUUUUUGAAUUCACAACUCAGAGCGGGAGAGGGAGGAUGAGUGAGAACAACACAAGGGCUGAGGUCCCCUUGGGGUUAAGGUGUCAGAGGUGUCGCGAAGACUUCUCAGGACCUGAAACUAGAGCGUCGCGCGGGGUGCGGCACCGGCAGGAAGUGGACAGGUGGGGGACUGUCGAGAGCGUGGAGGGCCUGGGACCCCCGCCCGGGUCGCCCCUAAGGCCAGCGGCGUCUCCAUGUGGACCUGUGUAUUCUGGUGUGCACAGGAAGUCACCAGUCCCUCGGAAAACACGUGCAUCUAAUAAA